AUGGCCCGCAAUGCACAAUACCAAAGGCUAUUGCAAAACACCAGACUCAUUCUCUCGUCGGCAUUCUCUGCUGGUCUGAGGCGCUGCCCGUGGCUGCCAACAGUGGAAGCCGAGUACAGAAUCCCCUCGGAAGCAUUUCCCAUUCAGCAGAUGCUGGUUCGUCGACAGAUACCUGCUGCUUGUCUCCCGGCUCGUCACGCCUCCAAACAUUCUGAGACACUCGGCCGCGAGCCAGAGGACCAUCCCAGGUUCCGGCCGAAUUACUUGUACUUUGGAGACAGCCUAUUGACCGCGGAGCGCUUUGCGACCGGUUUUCUGUCCUUUCUCGCAACACGAUGCCACGACCAUCGCCUUGUGUCCUUUGCACGCGCUCCCAGCUCGCUCAAGUACAUGCAGGAACAAGCCAUCAGUCCACUGCUCGCGGAGACACUCUGUCCCGCUGCUGUCCAUCUCGACCAAAUACGAUAUUGA
Molecule: messenger RNA, 471 nt
Organism: [Torrubiella] hemipterigena
Lineage: Eukaryota; Fungi; Ascomycota; Sordariomycetes; Hypocreales; Clavicipitaceae
Source: the annotation of a GenBank genome assembly